ACUAUAUAAAUGGGUGGAGUUUUUUAAUAGAAGUUAUCGAUAGCGCUUAAAUUGCAUUUUAUGAAGUCGAUUACCUAUAUAACUUGACUCAUGAACUGUUUUUCUUCAAAAUAAACUUGCGUUAAAUAGUUACAUAUGUUUUAAAAAAUAAAAAUGCAAGCAAUAAAAUGUGUCGUUGUUGGGGAUGGAGCUGUUGGUAAAACAUGUUUGUUAAUUAGCUACACAACAAAUGCAUUUCCUGGUGAAUAUAUUCCAACUGUAUUUGAUAACUAUUCUGCAAAUGUGAUGGUAGAUGGGAAGCCUAUAAAUUUAGGGUUGUGGGAUACAGCAGGCCAGGAAGAUUAUGACAGACUCCGACCUCUUUCGUAUCCACAAACAGAUGUCUUUCUCAUUUGUUUUUCGCUCACAAGCCCUGCAUCAUAUGAAAAUGUUCGUGCAAAAUGGUAUCCAGAGGUAAAUCACCACUGCCCAAAUACUCCUAUUAUUCUUGUAGGAACAAAACUCGAUUUACGCGAUGAUAAAGAAACAAUUGAAAAACUUAAAGAAAAAAAGCUUGCGCCCAUUACAACAGCACAAGGUUUGCAAAUGGGAAAAGAGAUAACAGCUGUGAAAUACUUAGAAUGCUCCGCGCUCACUCAAAAAGGACUGAAACAAGUUUUCGAUGAAGCAAUUAGAGCUGUUCUAUGUCCCAAAAAACCUCCAAAGAAGAAGAAGAACUGCACGUUAUUAUAAAAUUUUAAUUUAAGAAUUGUUUAAAUUAAAAUGGCGAUAAAUUAAACAGAAGUUUAUACUUUUUAACUUAAAGGUUUUAAUGAGCUAUCUGCUUGUAAAAAGUAUGUAAAAUUAAGUAUAAGAGCGCACUUAGCUUUUCACUGAAAGUUGUGUAAAGAAAUUUCUAGAGAAAUAUUUUAAAGCAUUCAUAUAAAAGAACAUUUUUGCACUACUUUUUUUUUUUUUUUUUUUUUUUUACUAUUUAGUGUGCUUGUGUGUUCUGUGCAUAGUAGCUAACGUAAAAUUUUAUUACAAGUAAGAAAAAUUUUUAUGUCAAUUUUUAAAAAACAGCAAUCUUCUGGAGGGAAUUUUCUCUUAAA
Messenger RNA from Hydra vulgaris (swiftwater hydra), 1091 nucleotides. RefSeq names its product ras-related C3 botulinum toxin substrate 1. Gene Ontology annotation, biological process: establishment or maintenance of cell polarity; regulation of cell shape; small GTPase-mediated signal transduction. Gene Ontology annotation, molecular function: GTPase activity; GTP binding; protein kinase binding. NCBI's taxonomy places the organism in Eukaryota, Metazoa, Cnidaria, Hydrozoa, Anthoathecata, Hydridae. Gene Ontology annotation, cellular component: cytoplasmic vesicle; cytoskeleton; cell projection. The record is from RefSeq and is a predicted model, not a curated record.